Molecule: messenger RNA, 1003 nt
Organism: Cucumis melo (muskmelon)
Lineage: Eukaryota; Viridiplantae; Streptophyta; Magnoliopsida; Cucurbitales; Cucurbitaceae
Exons: 3
Coding region: 130-585 (151 amino acids)
Source: RefSeq, a predicted model, not a curated record
CUACAACCCUUCCUUUUAGGAUAAAAUUAAAUCAAAUUAGCAAUUCCCAAUUCCAAUCCUCUCCCACUCCCAAAGUUCUUCUGGCUCUCUAUCACCUUCUCCAUUUUUCCAUUUAUCUCCAUAUUCCUUAUGUCUCGCUCUUCUCUAUCCAAACCCAAAUCCCUAGCCCUAACCCUAAAUCUCCUCCGCCCUCACAUCUUCCGCCGUACUUUCUCCUCACCUUCCGAUCACGAUCUCACCGAUCUCCCUGAAUCUCCUUCUUCCUCCGAUCCCCUUCUUCGCAACCUUGAGGACGCUAUUCAACGCAUCCUCGUUCGCCGAUCUGCUCCCGAUUGGCUCCCCUUCGUUCCUGGAGCUUCCUAUUGGGUUCCUCUGCCUUCUAAUUCCCAUUUACCUCCCAUUGCCAGCGUUCUUCGUAACUUGGCUAACCCUCUCUCUCAUGAACAAUCCUUGUCUACCACUACUGUCCGUGGCUGGCCCUCUUCUCAUUACUUCAUUCAAGGUACGCAUCUUCCUUCUCUUGAUCCGGAGGUUGACACCACGUCGACUGAAUGUGAUGCUUCCCUUGAUCGCGAGGAAGGAUGAGAACCCGAUCUGGCUCACCCUGCCUUGUAAACUUCAUGUAUAGAAGAAGACAACCGAAUAACAGACUAGCAAGAUGGCCGAGCAAAGUGUAGAAGCUUGUACAGAUGUGAAACUGGUUGGCGAGUGUUAUUUAUCCAAUGGCUCUUCGUCCAUCAUUUCGAAGUUUCUGCUCUUGAACGCUCUUAAAUGUUUUUCCUUUUGAGUAAUUUAUUUCUUUCAACUUUUCGCAUAUGUAUUGUGUUCUCUUGUUGUAUACCAAGAUACGCAUAGUGAUUCGAUCUUUUGAUCACCCAUUUUAAGUAGGUUUAGAAAGAAGGUUUACGAAUCAAACUCCUCGCCUUUCGGUCGAAGCCACAUUUGAAAUAGAAUGAGAGGACAGAGAGAACUAUCGAGGGUUCUAAAUAUUUAUUUCUUUCAA